GAGUCUAGACCGACUAGUCCUUGGCUUUCCUACACAACUAGAAAUUCAAAUACUACAUGAAUCAAGGUCGUCAUCUAUUUAUAUCGUUCUCACGACUUUACAUAGUCAUAUAAGCGGCCUCCAUCUGAAAAAUCACCGAUUUUGGAACCCUAAAUCAACAAAUUUAGCUUUAUCUACAAUGCCUGGCCUUACCUGCAACGCUUGCAACAAAGAAUUCGACGAUGAUUUGGAUCAGAAGUUUCAUUACAAAUCUGAAUGGCACCGUUACAACCUCAAACGAAAGAUUGCUGGGGUUCCAGGGGUAACAGAAGCACUAUUUAUGGCAAGGCUGUCUGCAAUUGCUGAAGAAAAGAAAAAGUUAACUGAGACCCCCAUGCUUUACAGUUGUGGACUUUGUGGCAAGGGUUAUAGAAGCUCUAAGGCUCAUGCUCAGCACCUCAAGUCUAAGAGUCACAUCAUGCGAGUUCCCCAGGGGAAUAAUGUUCAAAAUGAAGACAAUGCCAUAAUUAGACCACUGACACGCCGUGUCCCAGCACGACCUCCUCCUGUAAAAGAUGUACGACUGGAGGAGAGUGAUGAAAGUGAGUGGGAAGAGGUUGAUUCUGAAGACGACAUGGUUGAUGAGGCUACUAAUUCACGGACAACUAUGAAUAUGAAUGGGGAUUCCGCUGUUGCGGCUGAUACUGAUAGUGAGGAAGAAGAUGAGUUUGAAGAGCUGGACCCAGCUUGUUGCUUUAUGUGUGACUUGGAUAACAAAUCCGUAGAAAGUUGUAUGGUUCAUAUGCACAAAAAACAUGGAUUCUUCGUUCCUGAUAUCGAGUAUUUGAAAGAUCCUAAGGGUUUCCUUACAUAUCUUGGGAUUAAGGUGAAAAGGGAUUUCCUAUGCUUGUACUGCAAUGAGAGAUGUCAACCAUUUAGCAGCUUGGAGGCAGUUAGGAAGCACAUGGAAGCAAAAAGUCACUGCAAAGUCCGUUAUGGCGAUGGAGGUGAUGAGGAGGAGGUGGAAUUAGAAGAAUUUUAUGACUAUAGCAGCAGCUUCAUGGAUGUGGAUGGGAAACAGCUCAUUGCAGUCGAUGAUGAAGCUGAUUCUAUUGAACUUGGAAGUGCUGGGGCUGAGCUUGUCAUCAAAAGCAAGACUGACAGUGGUGUAUCUGCAAAGAUACUCGGAUCACGAGAAUUCUUGCGCUACUACAAGCAAAAACCACGUCCUGCUCCUGCAAAUGAUAUGGCUAUUACCAUGGCGCUAGCCGCAAGGUACAAGAGCAUGGGUCUGACAACUGUGCAAUCGAAGGAGCGAACUAUAAGAAUGAAGGUGUUGAAACAGAUAAACAGAUCUUUAAGCAAAUCUGGGGUGGAUGCUAUGCGGACUAAGAUGUGCAUGAAGAGCAACAAACUUCGUAAUCUUCCAAACAAUGUUCCAUAUUAGUCUUUGUUUGUUGAAGACAUACUUUUGUAGCAUUUUGUUAAAAGAUGCUCUAUAUUUUUACAUCCUGAUUAUGAAUUCAGUGAUUUCGCAAGUCCCUUUGAUGUGUAAUUUUUCGACUUCUAUAGCGGUGGAUUUAUUUAUAAGAACUACUUAAUACGAGUACAGAGUACUUAGAUGUCA
Molecule: messenger RNA, 1606 nt
Organism: Spinacia oleracea (spinach)
Lineage: Eukaryota; Viridiplantae; Streptophyta; Magnoliopsida; Caryophyllales; Amaranthaceae
Product: cytoplasmic 60S subunit biogenesis factor REI1 homolog 1
Exons: 5
Coding region: 179-1426 (415 amino acids)
Biological process (GO): ribosomal large subunit biogenesis
Cellular component (GO): preribosome, large subunit precursor
Molecular function (GO): nucleic acid binding; zinc ion binding
Source: RefSeq, a predicted model, not a curated record